Messenger RNA from Ostreobium quekettii, 414 nucleotides. The record is from the annotation of a GenBank genome assembly. NCBI's taxonomy places the organism in Eukaryota, Viridiplantae, Chlorophyta, Ulvophyceae, Bryopsidales, Ostreobiaceae.
AUGCCGCUGGCGCCGCUCAACCCCAGCCCGGGGAGCGCCAUGGACCAAACAAGCACUCGAAGAUUGAUGUUGACGGUUCAGGAUGUGGUCGGGAAGGGGUCAGAUGGGCCCCCGUUCUGGAGUCCACAGUUCACCAAAGGUUUUGUUGAAGUGAAAUUUGGUAAGAUGAGGACGGAGAAGGUGUCCACUGCUGCACAGGAUAUGGAAGACUUUGAGCUCAGCUUCAAUGAGGAACUUGCAGUGGACAUGGACGCCAACUGUCAGGAACUCGUCGUCAGCGUUGUCAGUGGAGAAGUGGACAACCCUGGCCCCGUGCUUGCCCGUUGCGGUGCGUGCAGCCUUUGGUGCUCCAAAUGUUUAAGGUGGCCAUAUCAGAUGAUGUCAAUUGGAUUGCAGUCAUCAGAACAGCCAUGA